AUGUGUAUGCUGCAUCCCAGGCCUUUGCGCAAUCAUAGGAAGUUUCAUCAAGCAGCUCCUGCACCACCGCAUUCUCCAAGUCCUGAGCGUCACAAUGAAGAUGAUGCACUUCAUCUAGAUGAGAACGGCCCAGGAGACGGUUUUAUGCCGGAUGCAGACACUUUAGGACUCAAGUGCAACAUCAAUGGUGAUUUCAUCGACCAGAACUCGCCCCCGCCACUUCGAACCAAUGCAUUACCUACUGACUGGACCCCAUACAAGAGUCGAGUUGCAUUUGAAACAGCCGAAUUCCUCUUCACACGCAAUCAAAUGUCCGCAGGGCAGAUUGAUACCCUCCUUGAUCUCUGGGCGGCAACACUCAUCCAAUAUAACGAUUCCCCUCCAUUUGCCUUGCACUGUGACCUGUAUGACACCAUUGAUUCGACACCGCUUGGCGACGUUGCUUGGGAGAGUUUUUCAAUGUCGUAUAAAGGAGUCAAGCCAGCGGAAAAUGUUCUGCCAUGGAUGAAGGUGACAUAUGAAGAUAAGAUUGCCGAGGAUCCAGAGAUGCACAGAUCAACCUUCGUGCCUCUGAUUGUCGGAAGUGACAAGACUACGGUAUCAGUAGCUACAGGUCACACUGAAUACCAUCCACUAUAUCUCUCGAUUGGAAAUGUCUUCAACAGGUUUCUUGCAAUACCAACAACCACCAAAGAAGAUGCUGAUGAUGUCGACUUUCAAAACUUCCACUGGCAAUCAUUUCACUCCUCUCUCACCAAUAUAUUCAAGUCCUUAAAGAAAAACAUGACGACUCCUGACGUUCAAGUGUUACUCUCUGGGAUUGUAACGGGUUGGUGUCCGAAGUGUUUGAAUAAUCGAAAUGCUCUUGAUGGUGAUGGAUUACUCCAGUGCCAAGAGCACAUUGACUUGCUUGUUCAAGAGCUCCAGCACAAACAGUUGUGGUACGAGUACGGUAUUGUUGGAGAUGUUGUGCCAUUUACAAAUGAUUUUGCUCAUGCAGAUAUACACAAGCUUCUUUCGCCGGACCUCCUACACCAAAUCACCAAAGGUACCUUCAAGGAUCACCUCAUUGACUGGGUGGGAGAAUACCUAGAGCAUAUGCAUGGAUUUUCCCAGUGGACUGGUGAUGAUUCAAAAGCUCUUAUGAAGGUCUAUCUGCCUGCCAUUAGAGGCCAUGUUCCCCAAGACAUCAUUCGUGCAUUCAGUGCCUUCCUGGACUUUUGCUAUAUUUUCCGGUGCGAGGCACUUACAGAAGACGAUCUUGUGCAACUUCAAGAUGCACUUGAUUGUUUCCACCAGUAUCACGAAGUGUUCAAGACCACAGGAGUCCGACUCACCUUUUCACUUCCCCGCCAACACUCUUUACAGCACUAUGCUCAAAUGAUACGGCUCUUCAGAGCACCCAAUGGCCUUUGCUCAUUGAUAACAGAGUCAAAGCACAUCAAGGCUGUCAAAGAGCCCUGGCGCUGCUCUAGUAGGUAUAAAGCACUAGGUCAAAUGCUACUGACAAACCAGCGUCUCAACAAAAUUGCUGCUGCAUGCAGUGACUUUGAGGCUUGUGGUAUGCUCCAUGGAUCAUGUGUAUCUGAUGCUUUGCAAAUGCUGAAAAACCUCAAUGAACUGCAACACCAGACCACCGAGGGCGAAGCAGCUGACAUCGUUGAUGGACCAACUGUUGAAGCUCAUGUGGAGCUUGCCGCAAAACCAAGUGGUGCAUGUGAUGUCCCUACUCUCACUCUCACUCUUGGGCUCCCUGAGUUUCCCGCCAUGAUCCAACAGUUUCUGUACGACCAACUUCACCUUACCAACCGUGAGCAUGCCGCGUUUGAUCCAGCCACAGCCCCAGCUUUCAUGGGCCGCAUUUUGAUAUAUAGUUCAGCGGCUGCCUCAUUCUAUGCCCCCAGUGACCUCAGCGGCACUGGAGGCAUGCAACACGAGCACAUUUGGGCAACAACCUCAUGUAUGAAUGAUGAGGUCAGUUGCGGCUUGGAUGGGCUCACCGUCACAAGAGUGUUGUGCUUUUUUAGCCUCAAGUACCGAGCAAAAUAUUUGCAGUGCACAGUGGUUCGGUGGUUCUCAUAUGUCACUGACAGCCAUGAUCCUGACACAGGGAUGUAUAUUGUCGCGCCCUCAACCAAUGAUAAUGGCACACCCGAUGUCUCAAUCAUACACAUUGAUUGUAUAUUCCACGCAGCUCACCUCAUCCCUGUCUACGGCAACAAUUUCAUACCUUGUGAAGUCACCCUUCAUAACUCCCACAACAUGUUUCACACCUUCUAUAUCAAUAAAUAUGCCGACCACCAUGCAUUCGAGGUUGGUGUCAUAUCCCAUACCUCCGGAUCUGGAAUUCUGGAUCUACUUCAUUGA
This is a messenger RNA of Suillus paluster, 2367 nucleotides long. RefSeq lists its product as uncharacterized. The transcript has 13 exons. The coding region runs from base 1 to 2367 and encodes 788 amino acids. The record is from RefSeq and is a predicted model, not a curated record. Lineage: Eukaryota; Fungi; Basidiomycota; Agaricomycetes; Boletales; Suillaceae.